AUGACUAGCUCUGAAGACACAGUGUCUGAUGUUCCUUCUCGAGAAAGAAUUCAAGAAGAGAGGUUAGAGUUAGAAAGAAGAAGAUGUAUAGAAAAUGCAAGUGAUCAACAUCCGGAAACUGAUGAUGAUACUGAAGAUGAGGGAGAUGAAAGUGAUCCCGACGAAGAGGAGAAUAGAGUAUUUCAGACAUUUGUGGAUAAAACCAAUCUUAAGAUGUAUACAGAUGAAUUGGGAGUUCUACGUGGUCUAAUGAAGUAUAUAAGCAAAAACAUUCAAAUCUGGAAGACACAAAAAUUGAAAAUUGCCAUCAUUGGAAAUUCUGGAACCGGAAAGUCGAGUCUUAUUAAUGCCAUCAGAGGUCUCAAGCCUGAGGACAAUGGUGCUGCCCCAGUUGGUGUAGUAGAGACCAUAAUGGAAAAGCAAGAAUACGUUCUUCCGAGUAACGAAAAUAUCAGUCUUUGGGAUUUACCUGGGGUAGGGACACAAAAUUUUAACAAAAGGGAUUAUCUCAAUGCCGUUAAUUUGAAGGAGUUUGAUGCCUUUAUGAUAGUGUCUACCUCCAGAUUUUCAGAAAAUGACGUAUGGCUAGCCAAUGAGAUCCUUAAACAUGGGAGCUAUAUAUUCUUUCUUCGGACAAAAAUUGACGCAUAUCUAUACAAUGAGAUAAUUGAUCAUCCGAGUACAUUCAACGAGACUAGUUGCUUACGGAAAAUAAAAUUGGACAUUGUUAGCAACCUUAAAAAAUCAAAAUUUCCUCAUAAGAAAAGUGGUAUCUAUUUAGUCAGCUCAAGAGAAUCUUCCAAAUUUGAUUUCCCAGAUCUGCUGCUUAAACUUAACAAAAUAUUGAGUUACAAAAGAUAUCCCUUACGUCAAGUAUUAGAAACUCAUUUAAAAGGCAUUUUGGAGAAGAACAGAGAACUGAAAAAAAAUCAUUUUUUCUGGCAAAAAGUUAUUUCAAGGUAUGGUUUUGGCUUGAAUUCCUUUACAUGCAAUAUUGCGUUUUCCCUUGACGACAACACUAUUGAAAGUGUAUCUGAUGAGAUAGGCAUAUCGGUGAAUCAUCUUAAAACUGAAGAAUUGAAAUAUUUCAAAUAUUUGGAAGAACAAUUGGAGAAAGAAAAGUUCAUGCGUAUUCGUCAUGUCCUUUUCCCUGGAUCUCACGACUUUAAAUGUCGGUUAAAUGACGUGUGUGACGUGUUGGCUAAGGAUGAAGCGAGACUAAUUCAUCUACGAUUGAACCAUUUGGAGGAGCAGUUGCGGCCAUUUUAG
Ruditapes philippinarum (Manila clam) is the source of this 1269-nucleotide messenger RNA. Its product is annotated as T-cell-specific guanine nucleotide triphosphate-binding protein 2-like. Gene Ontology annotation, cellular component: membrane. The transcript has 3 exons. Bases 1 to 1269 code for a protein of 422 amino acids. Gene Ontology annotation, molecular function: GTPase activity; GTP binding. The record is from RefSeq and is a predicted model, not a curated record. Lineage: Eukaryota; Metazoa; Mollusca; Bivalvia; Venerida; Veneridae.